AUGAUCUCCACCCGCACAGCGCUAGGUGCACAACACCCGCGCAUCUUGCGGCCUGCCACCCAAAUUCGCCGAAGCUUUGCGACGGUAUCACCCAUUGACCAUGCUGCUCGCAGUCACAAAGUCGUCGUAAUUGGAGGCGGUUCCGCCGGUAUCGCUCUCAGUCAUCAACUUCUACGAAAAGGCAACUUCACACAAAACGAUAUCGCCAUUGUCGACCCAGCACAAUGGCAUCACUACCAGCCAGGCUGGACUCUCGUGGGCGGGGGUUUGAAGAAGAAGGAAGACCUCAGAACGCCUCUUGACAGUUUGAUACACCCAAAGUUCAAGUUCUACAAUAAGAGCGUAGGCUCCAUUUCGCCCAAGGACAACUCUCUCACUCUUGGUGACGGCGACAAAAUCGACUAUGAGCACCUGGUUGUCGCGCCUGGUAUCACUGUUGAUUACGGCAGCGUAAAAGGCCUGCCCGAAGCUAUGGCCAACCCAAAUUCUCUGGUCUCGUCCAUCUACAACUACGACACCUGCGAUAAAGCUUUCCGCAACAUCCAGGAUUUCAAGAGAGGCGAUGCCUUGUUCACUCAACCCGCUGGAGUCGUCAAAUGUGCCGGCGCGCCGCAAAAGAUCAUGUGGCUCGCUCUCGACUAUUGGAAGAACGCAGGAUAUUAUAGCCCCGGAUCGGCGUCGCGUAUCAAAAUCGCGUUUGCUACAGGUCUCCCAAGCAUGUUCGGUGUGCCGAAGUACAGUGCGAAGCUGGAAGAGCUGCGUGUUGAGAGGGGCGUAGAAGGACUCUUCGAACACGACCUUACCGCCGUUGAAGGCCAGACUGCGAUCUUCACAGGCCCUGACAAGUCUCAAGUCAAGAAGCAUUUUGACUUUCUACACGUCUCGCCAAAGAACAAACCCCACGCCUUCGUCGCAGAAAGUGGUAUCGCCAAUGCCGCCGGCUACGUCGACGUCGACGACGCUACUCUACAACACAAGACCUACUCCAACAUCUGGUCCCUAGGCGAUGCUUCAUCACUCCCGACAUCAAAGACUGUCGCAGCCAUUACUGCGCAGGCACCACUUCUUGUCUCGAACUUGCUCGCAGCUCGCGAAGGCAAGAAGCUCGAGGCCGCGUAUGAUGGCUACACCUCAUGUCCCCUGCUGACAGGCGAGAGCAAGGUCCUUUUGGCGGAGUUCAAGUAUGGUGGUGUGCCGAAGGAGACAUUCAAGGAGUGGCUGGGUAUCGAUCAGGGAGUCCCGAGGCGGGCGUUCUACAACCUCAAGAAGGACUUCUUCCCUUGGGUUUACGGCAAGUACCAUGUUGAAGUAGGUACUCCAAUGUUGAUCUUGAUGGUGCAAGAGAAGUUGAACAAAAUAACCGGCGCAAAUGGAACGAUUGGUUAUGCAUGUGUGCUUGACGCACUAAGUAAGAGUUAUCGCGUUCGCUGCGUCGUACGACGCGAAGAUGCUUUUAACCCCAUCAAAUCAGGGCCGUCAAUCCAACAGUACCUGCAUCUGGAUCGCCUCGAAUGUGCCAUUGUUCCAGACAACGCCGCGGAGAAUGCAUAUGAUGAGGCUCUCGUUGGUUACGUUGAGAUCAAGUUCAUCCAGGCGGCGGUGACAGUAACAUGGCUGACCAGCCAGUAUCUCCAUCCGGAUGACGAAAUAUACACACCAUUCAUCAAAUCGACCAGGAAUGUCAUUGAGGCCGCUAAGAAGUCUGGCACUGUCAAGCGUGUUGUCUUCACGCAAGCUGGCGCAGGUCUGGUCGAUUCAGAAGUCGGCGAUACAUAUGGCAACAGUAUGGAACAAAUCUUGAAUGCAAAGUCGCAAUGUAUGAAAUAUCUCAACGACUUGCAACUCAGCAAAACGUUGCCUUUCAGCAUCGCCCAAGUCAUUCCCGGAACCGUGAUCGGACCAUCAGAAUUCGUCACCACGCGCUCUCAAGCUCUCAAGCACAUCGACCGCCAGACCAAAGCUCUUCUAUUCGACGACAUGAAACCACGCUACGCAUUUGGUUUUGUGCAUGUGCGAGAAUGCGCUGCCAUCCAUGUCAAUGCUUUGGAUGAGGAAAAGUGGCGCAGUGACGAUUUGCCGGCUUGGUACAUCGCUGCUGCGACCUCUGAGAGAGGGAUUGAUGGUGAGAGGAUUUGGGCUAGAGCUGUUGAGAUGGUCGAGAGAGACUUUGCGAACGAAGUGAAAGAAGGGGUAUUUAAAGUGGGCAGGAGUAAAGUGCCUAUCAACAUGCCGUAUCGUGUUGAUUCUGCUGAGACGGAAAAGAGGCUGUUGUCGGGUGUGCCGAUGAAAGGACUCAAAGAGUGUGUGAAGGAGGUUGCGGAGUGGUACGUGUCCUUGAAGGAUGAAUAG
Parastagonospora nodorum SN15 is the source of this 2349-nucleotide messenger RNA. RefSeq lists its product as hypothetical. Gene Ontology annotation, molecular function: sulfide:quinone oxidoreductase activity; FAD binding. NCBI's taxonomy places the organism in Eukaryota, Fungi, Ascomycota, Dothideomycetes, Pleosporales, Phaeosphaeriaceae. Gene Ontology annotation, cellular component: mitochondrion. The transcript is spliced from 5 exons. Bases 1 to 2349 code for a protein of 782 amino acids. The record is from RefSeq and is a predicted model, not a curated record.